Molecule: messenger RNA, 183 nt
Organism: Lathyrus sativus (Indian pea)
Lineage: Eukaryota; Viridiplantae; Streptophyta; Magnoliopsida; Fabales; Fabaceae
Source: the annotation of a GenBank genome assembly
AUGAAGAUCUUUGGCAAAUCAGUGCAUCCAAGCCAAAUUAUACUUUUCGCCUCUGGGUUAUUGUUCUUGGCAUCAACAACUUAUGAUGUGCAUAGAUCAAUCAAGAACAAUCAAACACCGCCUUCUGAGGAGCAGCUCAAAGCUCUUGAAGACUACAUCAAAUCGGUUCGUCGUUCACCUUAA